Molecule: messenger RNA, 1795 nt
Organism: Molossus molossus (Pallas's mastiff bat)
Lineage: Eukaryota; Metazoa; Chordata; Mammalia; Chiroptera; Molossidae
Gene: BASP1
Product: brain abundant membrane attached signal protein 1
Exons: 2
Coding region: 208-897 (229 amino acids)
Biological process (GO): negative regulation of DNA-templated transcription
Cellular component (GO): nucleus; cytoplasm
Molecular function (GO): transcription cis-regulatory region binding; transcription corepressor activity
Source: RefSeq, a predicted model, not a curated record
CCCACAUCCUUCGCCACAUCGGUGGCCCCAGAGUCCCCUUCCACCUGGGUGGCAACCCACUGACCACAGGCCCCAGUGUCCUGAAGGCUCAGAGGACAGGACACAAGCCGACACUUGCGGGGCUCCUGGAGGCUGGCGAGUCCCCUCCUGCCUGGCAUUCUGUCAUCUCCAGGGAUCACUCGAGUGCUGGCCCCUCUGAACUCCAAGAUGGGAGGCAAGCUGAGCAAGAAGAAGAAGGGGUACAAUGUGAAUGAUGAGAAGGCCAAGGACAAAGACAAGAAGGCUGAAGGAGCAGGGACGGAAGAGGAGGGAACCCCGAAGGAGAACGAGACCCAGGCGGCUGCGGAGACCACAGAGGUGAAGGAGGGCAAGGAGGAGAAGCCAGAGAAGGAUGCCCAGGAUGCUGCCCACAAGCCCGAAGACAAGGAAGGCGAGAAAGACGCAGACGCUCCGAAGGCAGAGCCUGAGCAGACGGAGGGAGCCGCGGAGGGGAAGCCGGAGCCCCCGAAGGAUGCGGAGCAGGUGGCCACCUCGGGCCCUGCUGCAGGUGAUGCCCCCAAGGCUUCGGAGGCCGAGGCCCCUGCGGAACCCACGGCCGCCACCAAGGUGGAUGACAAGAGCAAGGAGGGAGGGGAACCCACAAAGACUGAGGCUCCCGCAGCUCCUGCCUCGCAGGAAACGAAAAGUGACGGGGUCCCAGCUUCAGACUCAAAACCCAGCAGCACUGAGGCUGCCCCAUCGUCCAAGGAGACCCCAGCAGCCACGGAAGCACCCAGUUCCACGCCCAAGGCCCAGGCCCCAGCAGCCCCAGCAGCCCCAGCAGCCCCAGCAGACGAGGUUAAGCCUGCCGAGGCCCCGGCAGCUAAUUCCGAUCAAACCGUAGCAGUGAAGGAAUAACAAGGACAGCCUAUGAAAAAAGAGAUUACAGCUUAAAAACAACCUGUUUCUCUCUCUCUGUCUCUGUCUCUCUGUCUCUCUCCUAUACUAACUUGUUUCAAAUUGAAGUAAUGAUAUGUAUUGCCCAAGAAAAAAAAAAAGAAGAAGAAAAAAAAAGGAAAAGAUGUCCCAUCAAGGGAGGGAGGGGGGUGGGGAGAAUCCAAAUAGUAUUUUUGUGGGGAAAUAUCUAAUAUACCUUCAGUCAACUUUACCAAUCGGUCCUGGCUUUUCAAGGUCAAUGUCUGAAAGUACAGUACACCUUUUGUACCUGAACUGCUAUUACCUGCAAUCCGCCACUAAGAUCUGAUAUCUUGUCUUCUGCAAGGGGAGUUGGGAGUGAUGCGUUUGAUUCUGCCCACAGGGCCCGUUCCAAGGCAAUCCGAUCUUUAUGAAAGCAGUAUUUUCUGUGUUUUCUUUUUAAUUUGCAGUCCUUCUUAUUUUGAUAUUUUUUAAUGUUUGUGGAUGAAUGCCAACUUUCAGACAGCCCACUUAGCCUGUCCACAUGUAUCUCCAUGCCAAUACUCCAUUCUUCCUCCCCAGGUAUUUUUGGGAGUAACAAUCAUUCUCUCAUCUGACUUAGCCUCCCUAGAUUUCUCAUGACGAGUUAAUGCAUGUCCGUGGUUGGGUGCACCUGUAGUUCUGUUUAUUGGUCAGUGGAAAUGAAAAAAUAAACAUGUCUGCGUUCAUUGCAGUUCCAGUUUCUCCUCCAUUCUGUGUCACAGACACCAACACACCACUCAUUGGAAAAUGGAAAAAAAUAAUAUUUAAAAAAAAAACAAAAAAAAUGUACAAUGGAUGCAUUGAAAUUAUAUGUAAUUGUAUAAAUGGUGCAACAGUAAUAAAGUUAAACAAUUAAAAA